This is a messenger RNA of Tachysurus fulvidraco (yellow catfish), 3535 nucleotides long. RefSeq names its product transmembrane protein 79b (gene tmem79b). Gene Ontology annotation, biological process: regulated exocytosis. The coding region runs from base 456 to 1637 and encodes 393 amino acids. Lineage: Eukaryota; Metazoa; Chordata; Actinopteri; Siluriformes; Bagridae. The transcript is spliced from 6 exons. The record is from RefSeq and is a predicted model, not a curated record. Gene Ontology annotation, cellular component: lysosomal membrane; trans-Golgi network membrane.
GAGACAUUGUCGAAAAUGUCCAGCUUCAGAUGAGAGGACUAUAUCCAACAUGUGCGUUUAUGCUGUUAAUGUUCUGAACUGUGGUCUGUAAUCGUUCCCCCACCACGACAAGCGAGACCCAGCCAGUAGAAGGCGCAUGGAGUCGAGAAUAGAGGGAGUGUUAAAAACACACUAACACUACGCAACACACCUGAACACACCUGAACUUCCGGAAUAUUUCUAAGCAAGAUACGGAGCAUGUUUCACUGGGAAAACUGACCUGACCAAACCUCCAGGAUACCUAUGACACUGAGUUUUGGUAUCAAACACUUUGACUGACAAUCAUGUUAUCAUACCAGUUAAACAGAAAGGAGAAACUAAAAUGUGAUCCAUGUUCUGAGUGAUGGCCUUUGAUGAACUCUUGAAUGGUAUUUAACGCACCACUAUAAAAUAAGUCUAUAAUAUUGUAAUUCAAGAUGUCUGAGGACCUUUCUUCAGACUCUGUGCCAGAUCCCACUGACUGGGAAACUGGAAAGAAGAUAAAUGCAGACAUGGAAAGAACAGAAGAAAAUCUCACUAGUGCUGAAACGGAGCCGAGCACGCUGCCCUGGCCGGGAGACAAGGCUGAUCAGCUUGGUGAGAUAGAAGAAGCAGUAUCUGUUCUCAGUCCAGAGCAGAGUGAAAUGGAUCUUGUACGAGGCAAGGAGAGCGAGAGAUCAGAUAGCGGUGGAGAAGUAAGCAGGACUGAGAGUGAGCGAGAGAUUGGUGGGCGAGAAAAGCUUGCAUGUGAAGACUGCAUGGAGAAAACGCAGCCUGAGAAAAAAGAGAAGGUUCCACAUUUGGAGAUUGAGCUGGAGGAGUGGAACAGUAUGCCAGAGAAAGCAGCCGGGGUUUUCAGUCCAAGUUUAAGCAUCCUGCGCUCCACCAGCAUGCCGGAGCCACCCAGGCGCAGGUCAGAAAUGUGGGAGGAGGAGAAUCAUGUCUUCCUUGGACAUCAAGUUACAAUUCCAGAUGGAUACUACAAUGACUAUCCCAAACAGAACUGUUCAUGUGGUGGGAAAUACCGUGAUGUGCUGAAAAUGGGAGUAUCUCUAAUGAUGUCAGCUCUGAUCUUCCCUGUCUUGGUGUGGGGUGGUCACACUUUCUUACCCUUUGAUGCUCCUCUGCUGGAUAGCGCCCCCCUAAGACUGGUCUACACACUGCGCUGUUCGGUUUUUGCAGUAAUACCAAUUGUCCUGGGUGUGUUGGUGCUGGGUGUCUCCCGUGUGCGCUACCGUUCUCUGAAUCCUCAUUGUGAUGGAGAAAUCGAAGAGGUGAACAUCCACCGCCGCUACAUUGAUGACUCUGUCUCACUUUUCCUCCUGUAUUUCCUUCAGCUGAGUGUCAUGGCUGCUUAUCUGAACCAGCACCUUCUCAAAUUGGUGCCUCUCCUCACCAUCGUCUUUGCCAUUGGCAGGCUGGUGUACUGGAUUGCCGCCGCAUGGGGCAGCAGUCUGAGGGGUUUCGGCUUCGGGUUUUCCUUCCUGCCUAUGCUGACCAUGUUGGUGGCCAACCUAUACUUCAUCUUCAUGGCUGAAUCUGCUGGCUCAAUCUUUGCGCAAGAUGAGAUUGAACCAGUCAACCCUCCUCAGGAGUACAGGCAGAGAUUCUGGGGAUAGAACGAGAUCUAAUGCCCCUUUUUUCAUCUAUUUCUUUGUUAGUUAUGUCUUAUUUUUCAGAGCUUUAUAGGACAUGUAUCAAACACCUAUGUAUAUAUCAAAGGUAGUAUUCCAGUUUUGAAAAAAAGAAAAAAAAAGUUUUAUUAGUCUUAGAAGCCAAUAAACAAAUACUGGCUAUAAUGGACCUCAGGUUGUGAUUGUCAUUUUGCUUUUGAAUGAUUGACAUUCCACAUCUGUCUUGACAGAUUAUGUGGGGCUAAACUGUAUAUGGUUGCCUGCCUUAUGUAAGACAUUUAGUAAGAAGAUUCCCUAAAGUAAGUGAUUGUUCUAUGAUGCUACAGUCAUGUGAAUAAUACUGCUAAUGACUAUAAUUCCAGAGCAUUAUCAAGCAAGAUUUAAAUGCUUUAGUAACAGCAGGUUGCUUAAAAUAGUUUGUGUAUGAAUGCAACACAAGCAGAUGUGGAAAGAUUUUUUUUUCAUAGACUUCUAGUUUCUUUCUAAUGCCAAAAGAACAUACUGAUUAUUUUUUCCUUUUCUUGCCAUGUCGAGUUUAAAAAUAGCCUCGUAGCAUCUUUGUUGAAAUUGUGUGUGCAAUAUAUAUGAAUUGGGUCAUUUCUUUAAAAAUGGUAGUACAAAAUAGGAGAAUGUGUAAAAACUUUACUUUACAUUACUUAGUGCUUAUUUAAAAACAUGAAUUCGGGAUGCUGGGUAUGGAUUAUCUAAGUAUGAUUUAAGAGGAAAUUUCAAGCUGGUAUAAAAAGACACAACAAAUGUGUUAAAUUUCUUAAGGAGCGUAAAUGGUAUUUUUGCAUGCUUUUGUAUUAACUCUUGUAAAUAAGAUGCAACAAAUUCCUUUUUUAUUUCCUCUGAAAUCAUGUCAUUGUAUAAAUUAAACAGUGAUAAAAGACUAUGUAUGCAAUGUUAGUUGAGGACUGCCAUAGCAGUUUCUAGUGAAUUUUUCCCAUUUGCUUGUUUUAUUUCUGACUUCUAAUCAAAAGCUGUAUAUAAUAAUAUAAUAUAACCUAUAAAAUAUCCCCAGCUACUGUUCUCUGGCCAUGUCCUCCAUUUGUAGAACCACAGUUCUAUUUCCUUUCCUUUCUAACUACCAGGGGGGUUCCUUUAAUGUAGUUAAAGUACCACAGUCAUCACAGGGUUUAUAAUACAGUCAAAUAAUGCACAGUGCCAGAUAAUCAUUUUCAGAACUAAUAGCAUUUGAGUGGUAUCUUAAAUAUGGCUACUAUUGUCAGAUGUAGAAAUUUUGGCAGUGUGGUAAAAUUGUGAUAACUGGUCAUUUUUUGACCCCUUUUGUGGUCGUGAAAGCUCUCCUAUUUAUCCCAAAAGCUUGUGUAGCCCAAAAGAGUCAUUCUUAUGAACUGCACAUUAUGGCUUUUCUUGUACUUGGCUCUUAGUCUUAGAGUUCCACAUGUGAGAUGAGGAGAUGUCUGUAUUUUGGCCAUCCCAUUGUCACGGUGUGAUUGCACUGAUGAGAUUCUGGGUAAUCAUGCAUUAGAUGCUUGACCAUGCCUUGUGCUGGCCUGAAACUACUCUUGUUCUUUUUUGUUUCAGGUCAAGGCUUUCUAUAAUCUGCACAAGUGGUCUAUGAUUGCCUAUUACAAUCUGGAAUGGAAACAAGCAUGUGGAAACUUCACAAAUUUUUCUGGCAAUCCAGAACUAAAAUGAAUAGAAUUACCACUUUCUAGAAAACCUACCAUUGAAUAAUUAGAUGUCAUCAUGAUUAUUUGUUCCCUUUAUAAUUCUAUAUUAAUUUUAUAAGACAGAGAACAUAUGAUUGCAUGUGUAUAUGUAAAUAUAUCAAUCUAUAAAGUUUAAACAUCAUGUAUUUCCUUUUUGCAUUUAUAUACUGUACACUGAACAAAAUAAACUCGAAAUAUUUUUUA